UUGUUUCAUUUUACUAUUGACAUUUUAUAAUCAUGCUAUUCAUUCCGUUUAUAAUUUAAGCAAAACUCAUUCAUUCACAUUUACGGAAUAAAUGCUAUAAUUACAUGUAAGUACGUAGAAUACAUGCUGAUUCGUUCCGCGGAGCGAAUAACAUGAUUAUGCCACAGAUAUAAGUUUUUGAGUGUAAGACAAUUUUACGUUUGAGUUAUCUUGAAUAAUCCAUUUUUGGUGGAGGGAAUUCCCGAAGUUGAAUCUGUAUUCUUCAUUGAAAGCGUAUAGAUCACAUUUCCAGGUUUUGUAACUUUUAGAAUCUCUUUUGGACUCCACUAAACGUGAGCAUGUUUGGAACUGGUGGCCCACCUGGUGGUUUCCCAUUUGUUACUCGGACACCAUCUACGCAGGGAGCUCCUGCUAGUUCUACUGCUACACCUGUAGCAGCUGGAAUUCCAUUUGGACAGAAACCUGCAACAUCAGCAACAGCAUCUCCAUUUGCUUUGGGAACACCAUCCCAAACCUCCACCCCCGGGUUCUCCUUUGGAUCCACUGCUCCAUCAGCAGCACCUGGAGGUUUUACGUUUGGAUCAGGUCUGGGUGGUGCCACUCAGCCUAAUGUAGCUACCCCAGCCAGCCAGCCAACUGCCCCAGUAUCCACUGGUACACCACAGCUGGGUGGCCUGACAGGAUUUGCCAUGGGUAAAAUGCCUACAGUGUCCACAGCAACACCAGGAGCUGUUCCAGUUGCUGUCCCUGCAGGACUGACACUGGGAUCAACUGCUGGCACAGCAACUUUCAACAUGACUGGACAAUUACCUACUGCAGGUACAAAGCCACUUGGUAUAUCAGUGGGAUCUACCCAGGGAACUCCCACGGGCCUGACUCUGGGGACUGCUCCCACCACUGCCCCCACAGGACUUCCUCUUGGAUCAACCACCAGUUCUAGUGGUUUUCAGUUUGGUGGUGCCAAAACAACAGGAACAGCGCCAUCUCUUGGAGGACAAAUUUCUGGCACUACCUCAACUGCCACUACAACACAAGCUUCCUCACUGGGUUUUCCAUUAGCAGCUGCCACGACUAGCACUCCAACAACCAGUUCUGGCACAGGUUUGGCUGCUGCAGUCAAAGUUCCUGGUACCCAGAUGUCAUAUCAACAACUGGAGGAGAAUAUCAACAAAUGGAUGUCAGAGCUAGAGAAGCAAGAACAGGACUUCUUAGAGCUGGCUACUCAGGUCAAUGCUUGGGACAGACUGUUGGUGGAAAAUGGAGAGAAGAUAACUACGCUAAACAGCGACAUGGAACGUGUCAAAAUAGACCAGCAGAAACUGGACCAUGAAUUAGAUUUCAUUCACUCGCAGCAGCGGGAAUUAGAAGACCUGUUGACUCCUCUGGAGAAGGCAGUUGAACAACAACCAAACAUCAACAUUCAGCAGCACUCUGCCCUGGAGAGGGAGAACACUUAUCAACUAGCAGAAAAUAUUGAUGCACAACUGAAGAGAAUGCUGUCAGAUUUAAAAGAAAUCAUAGAUCAUUUGAAUUCUUCAAAUACCAACCAGGAUCAGAAUGACCCAAUUCAACAAAUUACAAAAAUUCUGAAUUCUCACAUGGACUCACUUCAGUGGAUUGAUCAGAAUUCAACUUUACUGGGAAGAAAAGUGGAUGAAAUUUCAAAACAGAUGGAAAUUCAGAGGCGAGAGCAGGAGAGGAAUUUCAGACUCGUGUACAACUGACCUGUACUGUUUAGCAGACAGGAGACUGGAAUAAGAGUGAUUGUUAAAUGUUCCAUGUUCAACUCACUGGUGUAACUAACCAGCAUAUUCCUUUCUGAAUACAACUGACCAUUAUAAUUGAUGAUUUGGAAUAAAACUGAUUGUUUUUUAAAUAUA
Molecule: messenger RNA, 1880 nt
Organism: Ostrea edulis (European flat oyster)
Lineage: Eukaryota; Metazoa; Mollusca; Bivalvia; Ostreida; Ostreidae
Product: nuclear pore glycoprotein p62-like
Exons: 9
Coding region: 339-1724 (461 amino acids)
Biological process (GO): RNA export from nucleus; protein import into nucleus
Cellular component (GO): nuclear pore; nuclear pore central transport channel
Molecular function (GO): structural constituent of nuclear pore; phospholipid binding
Source: RefSeq, a predicted model, not a curated record